AUGUUAUCUGUUCCUAAUUUCCCCGGUGGCAACGCCGCUCUGUCAUCUUCACAUUCGUUGGUACCACCUCGCCCUGACUUCUCUUACCACUUGGUGCUAAAGAAAGCAACUGCUAUCUCCAGAUGUCCUUGCAAUUGUUCUUUGGGACUCCAGGAUCCUUUAGAAGAAUCGAGAGAGAUUUUUAGAUUAGAAACACAGAAUGAUGGGAAUGAUCUUGUUCCAAGUGACCUAGAAGGAGAUGAGGAACAAGAAGAAGAGAAAGGGAUUUCAAAAAUACAAGUGAGCAGGGAGAAAUACAUACCGGUUUCUAAGACAGAGCUUUUGGAUGCUGUUUUAUUGAAUUUAUUCGACUCUCAAAAUGAUGAUAAUGAUGAAGCUAAUCAGUUCCUUCUUCUCUCUUCGUGUUUGGACUCUAUUCUUCACGCAGAACACAAAAGCAUUUUAGAGGAAAUGCGGGCAGAUUAUUCACUCACUCAAUCCAUUGAUGAUGAGAGGAUAAGUAAUGGGAGAUCAGGUAGUUCAGAUGAAAGAGAUGCGGCUCAUGGGAAAAUUUCUGAUUCGGUUAGCAAUAACAUCAAUGGAAAUGGGAGUGUGAAUAAAUUCGAAGAGGAGACUGAAGUUGAUAGAACAUUGCGUUUUGAUUAUGGUGUAGAAUUGAGAAAUUUUUUAAGUUCUUCAGUAAGAAAUGACAAGAGAAGUUCUAAUGGAGAGUCCAGACUUGCCGUUGCCACGCGCUUCCAGCGUUCUUUCAUGCAACUUCUUACUAAUGCACAGUUUGAAGAGCUAUCAGCUAGGGAUUUGAUGCUGACAUCUGCCUUGAACUCAGAUUACCUCCUCACUUUGCCAAUAUAUGUGGACUGGAAGAAAGCAUCUGAAUCCAAUGCAAUAAUCUUCAGGAGGGGCUAUGAAACGGAGAGGCAGAAAGGUCUGCUGAUUGUUGAAAAGCUGGAUUACAUUCAGUCCAGGCUUCUGCAGGGAAUUUUCUUCCUUAUAUCAAAACCAGUGGGGAAAGUUGGCACAUGGAUAAAGGAGGCUUUUCGAAAUGCUUCUGAGAGCCAUGAAGUACAAGAUGGGGUUAAGAAAAUGACACCUUGGCUUGAGCAACUGUCACUUUUUCAGCAAUCAUAUUUUAGUAACGAACAAGCUGCUGAUAAUCCAUUGGUGAGUGACCAACUAUCAGAUAGUGAACUUCCAAUUUGGCUAGCAGCACAGAGGGCAGUAAGCCGGUAUGAAGGAUUUCUGUCACCUGUUGGACCCCGCGGAAGGCUCUUCAGGAAGCUACUCACAUGGACUGGAUUUGUACCUCCUUUGCCAGAAAAGCCAUUUGAGCCUGACAGUUACAGCAAUCCUUCUCAACCUCAUUUAAGGCCAAUUUUCUUAUCAAGGAUAUCAAUUAGUGAUAUAUGGAGACCUGCUACAAAAAAACAUCUCAGAGACAAUAUUUGGAAAAAGCUAAAAACUUCCUUUUCCAUACUUCUUUCUCAGUCAGUCCUCCAGGAGCCUGCAUUUCAAGAAUUAAUUUUGCUUUAUACCACGGAAACAAGUGACAGCGAUGCUAAAAAUAAAGCUGAGGUUCCAGCAUUGCAGCUAAAGAUCUAUGAGAGAAUUCCCAUUCCAGAUCUACCUAGGGAACAUUUCAGCCCCUUUGUUGACUCUGUGGAGAUUGCUGCUGAGAAGAUGGAACAGAAAGGGCACCAGGUCAAUUGUCGCCAAAGUGUUGGAGAUGAAUGUGAGAGAUUUCUGUAUGAUGUGUUUAAAGUAAAGGUUGAAAUGCCAGUUGAAGAAGCAAUGAAUACUUUGGUUAGGCUAGGCCUUGUUACAGAAACACCCAUUGAUGGAAGAAGAACCAGGUUGCAGGUUGUUCCUUGUGAAAAGGUGCAUGAGUCGCUGGGACAGGCGUUGUAUGAACAACGGCAUGACAAGGGGCAAUUUGCACUAACCAAUUUACCGCUGAAGUUUGCUUCAGAAAUAGGAACGUAA
Dovyalis caffra is the source of this 1980-nucleotide messenger RNA. NCBI's taxonomy places the organism in Eukaryota, Viridiplantae, Streptophyta, Magnoliopsida, Malpighiales, Salicaceae. The record is from the annotation of a GenBank genome assembly.